GAAUGUGAAUGUGAAUGAUUGGUGCCACCAAACUCUCACAGUUCAUUGAAUCUACACCGUUGAAGAUCCCUUUUGUCUCACAAGACAUGAUGAUAGUAAUAGUAUAAUCGAAUAUUUUGAGGCAACCAAAUCAAAUCAAAUCAAAUCACAGAUACACACACCCUUUUGUCCUAUUUUAUGUUCCCAUUUUACCCAUCUUUGUUGUGCUGUUCCUAGUUGGUACUACACCACGUUGACCACCGUCUCUCCGCCGGAAUAAGCCAUCACCACCUCCGAUAAGUUGUCAUAUCAAGAACGCUAAGUGAAACGUUCUUCAGAAAAGCAAGAAACCAUGGCCGCAGUCUCUCAAUUGCAAAGGCAGUUUAUCGAGUACACAGCUUCUCUGUAUAACGAGGGAUAUCUUGACGAUCAAUUCACGCAACUUCAGAAACUGCAAGACGAGAGCAACCCGGACUUUGUGGUUGAAGUGGUGUCCCUUUUCUUUGAAGACUCCGAAAAGCUUCUUAACAAUUUGGCAACUGCUCUUCAACAGAAGAUUGUGGAUUAUAAGCAGGUUGAUUCUCAUGUUCAUCAGUUCAAGGGUAGCAGUUCCAGCAUAGGGGCGCAACGAGUCACAAACGUGUGUGUUCACUUCAGAAACUGCUGUGAGGAGAAAAACCUUGACGGGUGUUUGCGGUGUCUGCAGCAAGUGAAACACGAAUACAUUCUCGUUAGGAACAAGCUUGAAGCCUUGUUUAGGUUGGAGCAACAAAUCUUGCAAGCUGGUGGAUCGAUCCCUAUGAUGGAAUAGAUUUGUACUUCCCGAGUUCAAUGCUUCCAUAUGGGCAGCUAGCGCAUAGAGAUUUUGUGAAUAACGUUACUAUUGUCUUUCAUCUGAAAAGUUUUUACUUAUGAUCUUGGUAUUGACUGUCAAGAAAAUUGUUUGUCUAAUUAGAACGACGGGUAUCAUGUUGUUACGUGGACAGUGGUCUUCAACGACAUUGUUUUGUUUGUGUGAUAGGCGUUUUUAUGCCGCUUUGGUGGUUGAUGUGUGGUUGUUUUUUGUAGAGGAGUAAGUGAUCAUGGUUUGUGACUCUGCGGUGUUGCUUUCUA
Molecule: messenger RNA, 1092 nt
Organism: Helianthus annuus (common sunflower)
Lineage: Eukaryota; Viridiplantae; Streptophyta; Magnoliopsida; Asterales; Asteraceae
Product: histidine-containing phosphotransfer protein 1
Exons: 7
Coding region: 332-790 (152 amino acids)
Biological process (GO): phosphorelay signal transduction system; phosphorylation; cytokinin-activated signaling pathway
Cellular component (GO): nucleus; cytoplasm
Molecular function (GO): histidine phosphotransfer kinase activity; protein histidine kinase binding
Source: RefSeq, a predicted model, not a curated record